Messenger RNA from Macadamia integrifolia, 3715 nucleotides. Its product is annotated as SART-1 family protein DOT2. Bases 319 to 3144 code for a protein of 941 amino acids. Gene Ontology annotation, biological process: maturation of 5S rRNA; mRNA cis splicing, via spliceosome. Gene Ontology annotation, cellular component: U4/U6 x U5 tri-snRNP complex. Lineage: Eukaryota; Viridiplantae; Streptophyta; Magnoliopsida; Proteales; Proteaceae. The transcript is spliced from 13 exons. The record is from RefSeq and is a predicted model, not a curated record.
AGAGAAAACGAAGGUUUUCUAAGUCUCAGACGCCCAGACCCCAGACCCGAGUCACCCGACACGUUCCCAGUUCCAAAUCCCAUCAAUAAUUUUCAUCGGGCUUCCAUUUGGGUUCUCUUGUGUCGCUUCAGAUUAGGGCGAAGAGCAACGAGAAGUAGCUAGUAGAGGAGAAACAGUUCGUCGAGGUGAACCAAUUCGAGUAUUGAAGGUGCAAUGUUCCGUUUCCAUCUCAUUUAUUUCUAUUUGUCAAAUUCAGAUAGACAAUAAUGAGGAAAGACGUGUUGUAAUUUCUCUUGAAGUUGAAUUUGAUUGUGUACAAUGGAGAUGGACUGGACUGAAUCGAGGCUGGAGCAGUACAAUGACAGUAGGGAUCAAAAGGGCUCUGCUAGUGAGGACUACAAAAAUGGUGAACAGUUUGAUGGUUUUGAAGGAGAUGAUGGGGAGAAACCGAGGGAAUCGAGCAAGCACGGGAGCAAGGACAAGAAGAAGAGUCGGAAAGAAGAGAAGGAUCAUGGAAGUAGAGACCGAGAACGUGCGAAGACCAGCGAUGUUUCAAAGGAGAGGGAUAAAGAAGCUAAAGAUUCAGAAAAAGAUCGGGUUUCAAGUAGGGAGAGGAGAAAGGAGGAUAGGGAGGACCGUGAGAAGGAUAGGCACAAGGAUAAGGUGAAGGAGAGAGAUUAUAACCUUGAUAAGUACAAAGACAAGGACCGUGAAAAGGAUAAAGAUAGGAUAGAUAAAGACCAUGAGAGGGAGAGGGAGAGGGAGAGAGAGAUGGAGAUAGAACAUGAUCGAGGUAGAGAGAAGGAGAGGGGAAAAGAGAAGGACAAGGAAAGGGACAGGGACAGGGAGAGAGAUAAGGAACGGCAUAGGGCAAAGGAUAGGGAUAGAGAUAAACAUAAAGACCGAGAGAGGGAAAGGGAAAAGGAAAAAGAACAUGAUAAACAUGAUAGAGAUAAGGUAAAAGACAAGAAUAGGGAGAAGGAAAGGGAGAAAGAUAGGGAGAAGGACCAAAACAAAGACAGGUCUAAAGAUAAAGAAGGAGACAAAAUGAACGGAAAAAUUCGUGAUGAAGGUCAAGGUAGGGUUAAAGAUGGUGGAAAAGAUGAGAAACUUAAAAUAGAUGGUGUGAAUAGGGAUGUCAUUAUGCAAUGGAAGGAAAUUGAGCAUGAAGAUAUCAGUGGCAUGGUGCAUAAACAAAAGACCGAGGGGGCUUCAGGCCCAUUGACAACAGAGCUUGAGGAGCGGAUAUUGAAAAUGAAAGAAGAAAGAUCGAAAAAAAAGUCUGAAGGUGCUUCAGAGGUUUUAUCCUGGAUUAAUAAGAGCCGUAAGCUGGAGGAGAAACGGUAUACUGAAAAAGAGAAAGCUUUGCAUCUCUCUAAGGUUUUCGAAGAGCAGGACAAUAUCAAUCAAGGGGAAAGUGACGACGAGGAUGCAGUUCGGCACACUGCCAAGGAUCUAGCCGGAGUUAAAGUUCUUCACGGUCUUGAUAAAGUAAUUGAAGGUGGAGCUGUUGUGUUGACUCUUAAAGAUCAAAACAUACUUGCCAAUGAUGAUAUCAAUGAAGAGGCUGACGUUCUAGUAAACAUAGAGAUUGGAGAGCAGAAGCAGAGAGAUGAGGCUUACAAGGCUGCGAAAAAAAAGACUGGGAUAUAUGAAGACAAGUUUAGCAAUGAGGAUGGUUCGCAAAAGAAAUUGCUUCCGCAGUAUGAUGAUCCUGUUGAAGAUGAGGGUGUGACUUUGGAUGAAAGUGGACGCUUUAAUGGUGAAGCAGAGAAGAAGAUAGAAGAGCUCCGUAAAAGGAUACAGGGAGCAUCUGCAAGCAAUCACAUCGAAGAUCUCAAUUCAUCUGGAAAAAUUUCAUCAGAUUACUAUACUCAGGAAGAAAUGAUCCAGUUUAAAAAGCCAAAGAAAAAGAAAUCCCUGAGGAAGAAGGAAAAGCUGGAUUAUGAUGCCCUUGAAGCUGAGGCUAUCUCUGCAGGAUUGGGCAUGGGUGAUCUUGGAUCCAGGAAUAAUGGGAAGAGGCAGACUGCCAAGGAUGAGCAGCAGAGAUCUGAGGCUGAACUGAGGAAUGAUGCAUACCAAUCAGCUUAUGCUAAAGCAGAACAGGCAUCUAAAGCACUCCGACAGGAGCAGACUCUAACGGUUAAAGUUGAAGAAGAUGAAAAUCCUGUUUUUGGUGAUGAUGGUGAGGAUCUCUAUAAAUCUUUAGAAAAAGCAAGAAAGUCGGCUCUUAAGAAACAGAAUGAGAUAGUGGCAUCUGGUCCUCAAGCAGUUGCAUUUCUAGCUAGUGCUGCAAACAAUCAAUCCAGUGAUGAUCAAAUCUCUGCAUCUGGAGAACCACAAGAAAACAAGGUUGUAUUCACAGAGAUGGAAGAGUUUGUAUGGGGUCUCCAACUUGAUGAAGAAGACCAUAAGCCUGAUGAUCGAGAUGUUUUCAUGGAUGAAGAUGAAGUUCCAAAAUCCUCUGCUCAGGAAAGAAAAGAUGAAGCUGGUGGUUGGAUGGAGGUCAAAGAUACUGGUGAAGAUGAACAUCCCAUCGAUGAAGAAAAAGAAGAUAUAGUCCCAGAUGAGACCAUUCAUGAAGCUCCGGUUGGUAAAGGGUUAUCAGGAGCACUGAAGCUACUUAAGGAACGAGGAACACUAAAGGAGAGUAUAGUAUUGGGUGGCAGAAACAUGGACAAGAAAAAGAGCAAACUUGUUGGCAUCUAUGAUAAUGAUGGAACUAAGGAAAUACGUAUUGAGAGGACAGAUGAAUUUGGUCGGAUUAUGACCCCUAAGGAGGCCUUUCGGUUGAUUUCUCAUAAAUUUCAUGGGAAGGGACCUGGCAAAUCAAAGCAAGAAAAGCGCAUGAAGCAAUACUAUGAAGAGUUGAAGUUAAAGCAGAUGAAGAAUUCUGACACACCAUCACUGUCAGUGGAGAGAAUGAGGGAGGCUCAAGCUCAACUAAAGACACCCUAUCUUGUGCUUAGUGGGAAUGUAAAACCUGGGCAAACUAGUGACCCUAGAAGUGGUUUUGCUACUGUUGAGAAGGACUUUCCUGGGGGAUUGACACCCAUGCUUGGCGAUAAGAAGGUUGAGCAUUUCUUGGGGAUCAAACGAAAGGCUGAACCUGGUGGAGGUGCAUCAAAGAAGCCAAAGAACUAAAGGUUCUAUCUGUCCCGGAAAGUGUGAAGGCAUUUAUGCCUGCAGUUUUGAAGAUUUGAGCUCACCAGAAAACUUUGGAAUUUGAUUUUGAAAGUAUGAUAUCGUUCAGUGUGCACAAAGAACUAAAGGUUCUACCUUCAAGGUAAGAAGCAAAUAACAGUAUGAUAUCAUCUAAUCCCCAGAGCCUUCGCUAUGAAUUGAGAGCUGAAAUGGCGAUCUUGUCUAAGCUUCCUGAGUAUCAUCAUUCUUUUUUAUUUACUUUGUACAGAUCCUUAAACUGUAGAAUACAGUUAUUAAGAAAUUGUAUGAUGGAGCAGCUUCCUGUUUUUGGAGCAAAAAGAUAAAAGGAAUCCGAACCAACAGUCCAAAUUUGAUCCACUGCUGGAAAAUUGUAAUCAUCUAGUCAUUAUGUGCUUCAUGAGAUCGGAGUUCAAAAUUUUAACCCCAUUUCCUUGUAUGGAUGUUAAAAGUUGUUGGAUUUGGACUGGGGGGGAAUGGAGGAUUCUCCUCUUAUUUGAAGCACUGGCCUUUUCUACAUUAUUAAUGUAAUAUCUAGCAAAUCAGCUGAUCA